Molecule: messenger RNA, 1196 nt
Organism: Periconia digitata
Lineage: Eukaryota; Fungi; Ascomycota; Dothideomycetes; Pleosporales; Periconiaceae
Source: the annotation of a GenBank genome assembly
AUGCGUAUCACGUCCGACGUCCUACCUUGAACAACACCUCAUCCUUCGUCUGUCUCUUACCUACUCGCCUCACAUUGUUGAAAUUCGAGGGGACAAUACUGGGAACAGGAAUCCCGACCAAACCAGCAACCAUGACUUCUUUCUUCAGCAACAUGAAAAACUUGGCUGGCCGAUCUGGCAGCAAAGGACCACAAGGAAAAUCUAGCAACGGGACACCUUCACCAACUUCAUCGUCUCCCUAUUCAUCUCAAGGCUACCCAUCCAACGUUCCCCCGCUGCCCCAAUCCCCCGCAAUGAAUUCCGCCAUGUCUUUUGAGACUCAACCUACCGGCGAUGGUUCUAUGCCUUCCAUGUCUCGCAGGCCACCUUUCUUCUUCCGCGAAGAGUACUCUGGUCUCAUUGUAAAGGGAAACUUCAUGACGCUGGCUGCGAAGCCCAAGUUGGUCGAGGAAGGCGAGUGGCUGGCCCACCAAGUUGUUGAGCAAUACCGGCUCCUGGAACAAAUGAUCAAUGUUAUCAAGGUUCCCGAUGAGAGGACAGGCAAGUCCUGCUGCAACCCAGAUGUGUGCCCCACCAUGUCAGCAAGUGGCCACACCUACACCUGGCUCGACAACAACAAAAAGCCCAUCAAGAUCACAGCUAUAGCCUACAUCAAUCUCGUCCAAAAAUGGAUCGUAGGCAAAAUCAACGACUCGACCCUCUUCCCCACAGAUACCACCUCAGCACCCUUCUCUAACUCAGCCUCGGCAUACGCAUCCGGCUCCAUGACCCCCUCAUCCAACAACCCGCAACCCCUAGGUCCCACCAGCCUCAAUGCCCCGCUCAACCAGCUCUCAGGCCAGAACUGGCUCGGCAAAUCCUCCGGCUUCCCCGAGAACUUCGAGGGCGACAUCAAGAGCAUCUACCGCCAGAUGAUGCGGUGCUACGCACACAUCUACCACGGCCACUGGCUCGAUCCUUUCUGGCACACCAGUGCCUACAAAGAGCUCAACACGUGCUUUGUCCACUUUAUUAACGUCGGAAAGCUUUUCAACCUCAUCAGUGAUAAGGAUAUCGAGCCUAUGCAACCGCUUGUUGACUUGUGGCUCGCAAAGGGUCUUUUGCCAGCUCCGGCUCAGACCCAAGCCGGUGCUCAGCAGCCUUCGAAGGAAAACACUGCUGCUCCCCAGGCCCAACCUGCUCCCGCGGCGGCGUGA